AUGGCAUCAACGACGGCAACAACGACAGGCGCGCAGCCGCCCGUGACAAUCGUCUGCGUGGGCAUGGCAGGCAGCGGCAAGACAACCUUUAUGCAGCGCAUCAAUUCUCACCUGCACUCGAAACAAACACCGCCAUACGUCCUCAACCUCGACCCGGCAGUGCGCAAAGUCCCAUUUGAUUCCAACAUCGACAUCCGAGACAGUGUCAACUACCGCGAAGUCAUGAAGCAAUACAACCUCGGCCCCAACGGCGGCAUCCUCACAUCCCUGAAUCUGUUUGCGACAAAGAUCGAUCAAGUCUUGGGUAUCCUGGAGAAGCGCUGCUUGCCUGAGAAUCAAGAGAAGGGAGAGGAGGACAAGGUGCCCAAGCACGUCUUGGUCGACACGCCAGGCCAGAUCGAGGUCUUUGUCUGGAGCGCCAGUGGAAGCAUCUUGCUGUCUUCGCUCGCCUCUUCCUUCCCUACCGUCCUUGCCUAUGUCAUCGAUACACCGCGCACCACCGCCUCCACCUCGACCUUCAUGUCAAACAUGCUCUACGCCAUCUCCAUCAUGUACAAGACUCGCCUGCCCAUGAUCCUCGUCUUCAACAAGAACGACGUCAAGUCCGAGGAAGAAGCAAUAGACUGGAUGCGCGACUUCGAAUCCUUCCAAGAAGCCCUGCGCAGAGAAGAAGAGGAGGAAGCAGAGACCGGUACCGGAGGUUCGGGGUACAUGGGUUCUUUGCUCAACAGCAUGAGCUUAGUGCUUGAAGAAUUCUACAACAACCUUUCCGUUGUGGGUGUGAGCAGCAUGACCGGCGCAGGCAUUGACGCUUUCUUCGAAGCUGUCGAGGAAAAGCGCGAAGAGUUCAACACCGACUACAAAGCCGACCUCGACCGUCGCCGCGACCAGCGCGAAAAGGAAAAGGAAGCAAACCGCGAAAAGGAAGUGCAGAGAAUGAUGAAGGAUAUGCGUGUGGGAGGAAACAAGUCAAGGACGCCCAAAGAAGAGCCCGAGACCGUUUCAGAAGCCGAAGAGGAGGAUGAAGAUGAAGGUGGCUUGGUAGACAGAGAUGAGGAUGAGGAUAUCAGUCAAGAAGGCUUGCAACAGAGAUAUCAACAAGCUUUGGCUGCCGGCAAUAGCCAAAUGUCGGGUGAGGACAUGAGUUUUGCAAAGUAUGUCCAGGCUGCGGGUAUGCAGAAGAAGUAA
This is a messenger RNA of Aureobasidium vineae, 1188 nucleotides long. The record is from the annotation of a GenBank genome assembly. Lineage: Eukaryota; Fungi; Ascomycota; Dothideomycetes; Dothideales; Saccotheciaceae.